AUGCAGCGGCAGCGUACACAAGCAAUACAUGACACAAUGCGUAAACCAUUGAAUAUCCGUAAUAUGUGUGUAAUAGCUCAUGUUGAUCAUGGAAAAUCGACAUUGACUGAUGCACUCGUGUGUAAAGCGGGUAUUAUCACAGAAGCACAAGCUGGAAAUAGAAGGUUUACAGAUUCAAGGGAAGAUGAACAAGAACGGGGGAUUACAAUUAAAUCAUCGGCUGUUAGCAUGUAUUAUGAACUUGAUGAAAAUGUACUAGGCUCUUUGAAACGUGAUGGUAAUGGUUUUCUAGUCAACUUAAUUGAUUCGCCUGGUCAUGUUGAUUUUUCAUCGGAAGUAACGACUGCUUUACGUGUUACUGACGGUGCUCUAUUAGUUGUCGAUUGUGUAUCGGGUGUUUCAGUUCAAACAGAAACCGUAUUGAGACAAGCUCUUAGUGAACGUGUGCAAUUAACAUUAAUUAUUAAUAAAGUCGAUCGUUGUAUUUUGGAACAGAAAUUGCAACCUGAAGAAUUAUAUCAAAAAAUGUCAAGUAUAAUUCAGAAGGUCAAUUCACUUGUAGCCACAUAUCGAACAGAUGAACAAGAGAAAAUUUAUGAUGAUGAUCAUUUUGAUCCAUGCAAAGGUAACGUGGCAUUUGGUGCUGGUAAACAAUGCUGGGCAUUCACUAUACCUCAAUUUGCCUCGUUUUAUGCUGAAAAAUGGUCGAAACAAACUAAAGAAAAAGUCGCGCAAAAACUGUGGGGUGAAACGUACUUUGAUAAUGAUACGAAAAAAUGGUUAACCUAUGAAGAAAUGAUUGUAGCAAGGAAAGAUCGUCCUACGGGUACAAUUGAACGUGGAUUUUGUCAACAUAUUUUGAAACCAAUCUAUCGUCUUUUUAAUUCGUGCAUGGAACUAAAUAUUGACGAAGUGAAAACAAUGACAGAUAAACUGGGUGUCAAAUUAACCACCGAUGAAUUAGAUCCACAACAACAAGAUGGAAAAGUUCUCAUGGGUAAUGUAAUGAAGAGGUGGUUGCCAGCUGGAGAAGCAAUGUUACAUUUAAUUGUAUUACAUUUACCUUCGCCAGUUCAGGCUCAGGCAUAUCGAACAGAUUAUCUUUAUGAAGGACCCCAAGAUGACAGAGCAGCUGCGGGAAUGAAAUCAUGUGAUCCAAACGGUGAAUUAAUGAUUUAUAUCAGUAAAAAGAUACCAUCAACAGAUGGUGCAAGAUUUUUAUGUUUUGGAAGAGUAUUCAGUGGAACAAUUAGUUCUGGCCAAAAUGUGAGAAUAUUAGGGCCGAAUUAUCAACCGGGAACAAACAAUGACGUACAAGUUAAAAAUGUGACAAGUGUAAGUGUGAUGAUUGGUGAUCGUUGCAUAUCAAUGGGAAGUGUUCCUGCUGGAAAUGUUGUGGCACUGUCAGGUAUCGACAAAUGUUUAUUGAAAACAGCAACUGUUACAAGUUACAAUGAAGCACAUAAUCUUAGAAUGAUGAAAUUUUCGGUGAGUCCAGUGGUCCGAGCUGCUGUAGAUGCCAAAGAGCCAAGCGAUCAUGCCAGAGUAGUUGAUGGUCUGAAAAAACUCGCUCAAUCCGAUUCUCUCGUACAAAUAUUAAAUGAAAAUGGUCAACAUAUCAUAGCAGCAGCCGGUGAGCUUCAUCUCGAGAUUUGUAUUCAAGAUUUGGAACGUGAAUAUGCCAAAUGUCAAUUGAAAACAUCAACACCAGUUGUAACAUAUCGUGAAACAGUCACACAAGAGUCGUCGCAUACAGCAUUCACGAAAACAACAAAUAAGCAUAACAAAUUCUUUAUGCGAGCACAACCAUUACCCGAUGGAUUGGCGGAAGCGAUCGAAAAUGGACUUGUAACAGCAAAUCACGAUCAAAAAGAGCGAACAAGAUAUCUAGUAGAGAACUACCAAUUUGAUCUUGCUGCAACGAAAAAAAUUUGGUCAUUUGGACCACAACAUGUUGGACCAAAUAUGUUGAUAGAUUCAACGAAAGGUGUCGAUGGUUUAUCGAAUAUUCAAGAUACAAUUGUGGCUGGUUUUCAAUGGGCAUCUGAUGAAGGUGUUUUAUGCAAUGAGAAUUUACGUGGUGUUCGAAUUGAUUUAUUAGAUGCUGAAAUUCAUCGUGAUGCUGCUCAUCGUCGUCCUGAUCAAAUUAUUCCAGCGAUCCGACGCUGUCUUUUAGCCUCAAUGCAUAUGGCUGAACCUCGAAUAUUAGAGCCGGUCUUUGUAGUCGAGAUUGAAUGUCCAUCACGCGUACUGGGUAAAGUGUAUGCAACGCUAAAUAAACGCCGUGGUCAAAUUAUUGAAGAGGUAGAAUUAAAUGGUACAUCGCUAACACGUGUUAAAUCGUAUUUGCCUGUGAAUGAAUCGUUUGGGUUUACCUCCGAACUGAGACAAAUGACUAGUGGUCAAGCAUUUCCCCAAUGUCAAUUUGAUCAUUGGCAAUUAUUACCAGGUAAUCCGUUUGAGUUAGAUUCGCGUUCGGGUCAAAUUGUGCAAGAGAUUCGUUUAAGAAAAUCGUUGCAUGGAUCAAUACCUACAUUAGAUACACUCAUUGACAGACAAUAG
Messenger RNA from Didymodactylos carnosus, 2562 nucleotides. Lineage: Eukaryota; Metazoa; Rotifera; Eurotatoria; Philodinida; Philodinidae. The record is from the annotation of a GenBank genome assembly.